Messenger RNA from Prunus dulcis (almond), 1430 nucleotides. Its product is annotated as protein ACCELERATED CELL DEATH 6-like. Lineage: Eukaryota; Viridiplantae; Streptophyta; Magnoliopsida; Rosales; Rosaceae. Gene Ontology annotation, molecular function: protein binding. The record is from RefSeq and is a predicted model, not a curated record. Bases 24 to 1379 code for a protein of 451 amino acids. The transcript is spliced from 2 exons.
UAAACCAACGCUGAAGUCCAUAUAUGGAUCCGUUAACUAAUAGGGAGGUACCGACUGCAACGGAACUACCAUCACAGGAAAGGGAAGCGCAUCAUCAAAUACAGGACUCUGAGGAAACAGAUGGUGAUGCUGAUAACUUGCUCUUGUACCAGCAGCUGUACAGCUAUGCUACUCAAGGCAAAACAAAUAAAUUUCACGACACUAUUGAAAAGAAGCUUCGGGAUCCCAAUACUCGCGUUCAGUUUCUGUCUCGACGGAGCCCCCAGAAUAACACAUUCGUUCACAUAGCUGUGAGCUCCGGCCAUGUCGAACUAGCAGCCAAGAUCUUACAACAACACAAGCACCUUUUGUUAGAGAAAAACUUUGAAGGCGACACCGCUCUUCACAUUGCGGCCAAAGCUGGGGAUGUAGAUACGACAACAAACACUCUUCUGCGUGAAGCACAAGGAACCAUAAACGUUGAAAAUACUGGUGAUGUAUUGACGUUGCUGAGGAUGAAAAAUAAUGAGGAAAACACUGCCUUGCACGAGGCCCUGAUUCGAGGUCACCAAUUAGUAGCCAAGUGUUUGAUAGAGGCCGAUCCUGCCGUUUCACUUUACAUUAAUAAAGAACAAAAGUCCCCUUUGUAUUUGGCCGCUGAACAAGGGCUUGUUGAGAUAGUGAAGCUAAUAGAAGAAAAAGCAGUAAAGAAGAACACAGAAAUUCAAGGCAAGUCCCCGUUGUUUGCUGCAAUUCUAGGCUGCCAGAAAAAAGAAGUCCUAAAGAUAAUAUCAAACAUGGAAGCAAAUAUUUUGAACUCAAAAGAUGAGAAAGGGAGGACUCCACUGCAUUGUGCAGCAUCAAUUGGUUAUCUAGAAGGGGUUCGCUUCUUAGGCAAACGUCUCGUGGAUUCUCAUCGAAAGGAUAAUUGUGGGAACUUUCCGAUCCAUUUUGCAUCAAGCAAAGGUCAUGUCGACAUUGUUAAAGAGCUGCUUCUACAUUGUCCCGAUUCAAUGGAACUGAGGAACUCAAGUGACCAAAAUAUACUCCAUGUUGCAGCAAGAUGUGGCGAGGACAAUCUUGUCAAAUAUUUUCUCAAGAAUGUUGAGUUUCAAAUGUUGAUAAACCAAAAAGACAACAGAGGAAAUACUCCUUUGCACUUGGCAAAGAUGUACCAUCAUCCCAAGGUUGUGGACCUUUUCACUUUUGAUAGAAGGACCAACUUAAAGGUCUUGAAUGAUAAGGGCAUGACAGCUCUGGGCAUUUCAGAAAGCACUUUGGAAACUAGUGCAUCAUAUGAUGGGGUAAGUUUGUGCUAUAUCUACUUUUAUCAUAUUACUGAUGCUGAUGAUUCUGGCUAUCAUUACCAAGGGACUUCCUUGUUUUAUUUAGUGUGUUAGGUACAAGGAACUAAAAGGAGAAACAAGUCGUAGUAAUAAUAGUAAUAAUAA